AAGGAGGUUCUAGGGCUUAUUUUAUUUUCUCAGACAAAAAAGAGGCUUCAUAUAUAAUUCCAUUCCUCCUUCUUUAGGGUUUCUGAUUCUCUGAGUAGCAGCGGCGCAGCAGUUGAACACGAGUCAAGCUCACGAUGGCGAGGAUUAAGGUUCACGAACUCAGGGACAAGUCGAAGAGCGAUCUACAGAACCAGCUUAAGGAUCUUAAGGCUGAGCUCGCUCUCCUCCGUGUUGCCAAAGUCACCGGAGGUGCUCCCAACAAGCUCUCUAAAAUCAAGGUCGUCCGUAAAUCCAUAGCUCAGGUGUUGACAGUGACCUCUCAAAAGCAGAAAUCUGCUCUUAGAGAAGCAUACAAGAACAAGAAGUUCCUUCCUCUUGAUCUCCGUCCCAAGAAAACCCGUGCUAUCCGCAGACGCCUCACCAAACAUCAGCUCUCGUUGAAGACAGAGCGUGAGAAGAAGAAAGAAAUGUAUUUCCCAGUAAGGAAGUACGCUAUCAAAGUUUAAUCUCCAUCCUUUCAAUCUAGCUACUAGAAACUGUUUCAGCUUUUGUUUUUGAUGGAAACUUGUUUUUGCUCUUCACUUGCGCUAUUGUGUGUCAAACAGUUUCAGAUACAUGGAUUUUGCUUCCUUUUUAUAAUUUGUCUUUUUCUUGUUCACCAGAAAUAAACCUAAAUCGCUAUCUUCUUGAUA
Molecule: messenger RNA, 692 nt
Organism: Eutrema salsugineum
Lineage: Eukaryota; Viridiplantae; Streptophyta; Magnoliopsida; Brassicales; Brassicaceae
Product: 60S ribosomal protein L35-1
Exons: 4
Coding region: 135-506 (123 amino acids)
Biological process (GO): maturation of LSU-rRNA from tricistronic rRNA transcript (SSU-rRNA, 5.8S rRNA, LSU-rRNA); translation
Cellular component (GO): cytosolic large ribosomal subunit; ribosome
Molecular function (GO): mRNA binding; structural constituent of ribosome
Source: RefSeq, a predicted model, not a curated record